Messenger RNA from Acanthisitta chloris (rifleman), 1330 nucleotides. It is a transcript of the gene TMC1, whose product is annotated as transmembrane channel-like 1. The record is from RefSeq and is a predicted model, not a curated record. NCBI's taxonomy places the organism in Eukaryota, Metazoa, Chordata, Aves, Passeriformes, Acanthisittidae. Gene Ontology annotation, molecular function: mechanosensitive monoatomic ion channel activity. Gene Ontology annotation, cellular component: plasma membrane. The transcript has 10 exons. The annotation marks the transcript as partial. Gene Ontology annotation, biological process: detection of mechanical stimulus involved in sensory perception of sound; vestibular reflex.
AAUGGCAAAGAAUGCAAAUGACGAUGGUGGUGGGGAUGAUACUAGUUUUACUUUCAGCUGGAAAAUGUUCACAAGCUGGGACUACCUGAUUGGCAAUCCUGAGACAGCAGAUAAUAAGUUUGCCUCCAUCACAACAAGCUUUAAGGAAUCUAUCUUGGAGGAGCAGGAGAGCCGAAAAGAGGAAAAUAUUCACUUGACUCGAUUCCUGAGGGUUUUUGCUAACUUCUUAGCCCUAUGCACACUUGCUGGGAGUGGCUACCUCAUCUUUUUUGUUGUCAGAAGAUCCCAGCAAUUUGCCUUGGAAGGUCUGGAGAACUACGGGUGGUGGGAAAGAAAUGAAGUGAACAUGGUUAUGUCACUUUUAGGAAUGUUCUGUCCAACUUUAUUUGAUGUAAUCAGUUCUCUGGAAAAUUACCACCCUCGAAUAGCUCUAAGAUGGCAGCUUGGACGAAUCUUUGCUCUUUUUCUUGGAAACCUCUACACUUUCAUAAUCGCCCUAAUGGAUGAAAUCAAUCUCAAGUUGGAAGAAGAAAAGAUAGUCAAGUAUAACAUGACAAUAUGGGAAGCCAGUCUGUACAAUGGUACUAUUCCAGAAAAUUCGACUGCUCCUCCAAUACAGGUGGACCCUGCAGAUGUUCCCAGAGGGCCAUGCUGGGAGACAAUGGUGGGACAGGAAUUUGUGCGCCUGACAGUCUCUGAUAUGAUGACAACAUACAUCACUAUUCUAAUUGGUGAUUUCUUGAGAGCUGUCUUCGUUAGGUUUUUCAAUUAUUGCUGGUGCUGGGACUUGGAGUAUGGAUUUCCAUCAUAUUCAGAGUUUGAUAUAAGUGGAAAUGUGCUGGGACUGAUCUUUAACCAAGGCAUGAUCUGGAUGGGAUCUUUUUAUGCUCCAUGUCUCCCAGCAAUCAACGUGUUCCGCCUCCACACAUCAAUGUAUCUGCAGUGCUGGGCUGUGAUGUGCUGCAAUGUCCCCCAAGAAAGGGUCUUCAAAGCUUCCAGAUCCAAUAACUUCUACAUGGCCAUGCUGCUUUUCAUCCUCUUUCUCUCCACACUACCUGUUGUGUACACCGUUGUCUCCAUUCCACCGUCAUUUGACUGCGGUCCUUUCAGUGGGAAGAUUAGAAUGUUUGAAGUCAUAGGAGAAACUCUGGAGCACGACUUCCCUUCCUGGUUUAGGAAGCUAUUUGGUUAUGCCUCUAACCCUGGAGUCAUCCUACCCUGUAUAUUGCUGAUGGUCCUGAGUCUUUAUUACCUCAACGCGACAUCCAAAUCCUACAAGGAAGCUAACUCGGAACUUAAAAAGAAGUUACAAACAAGCAGAAGAAAAUAA